AUAUAAUUAUUAAUAAUUAUAUCGAAUAUUCGUUCCGUCGCGAGAUGCCGAGACGUCUGUCCAUCGGAUAGGUAGAUAGGUAUUCUGCACGGUAUUGCUUGAAAAUACGUUAAACCGCUUCAAAUCGCAAUCGUCAUGUUGUGGGGUUCGAGCCCGUGUCUUGAUCUAGCUGCCUACGAUGGAGUCGGCGACGGACAUUUAAAUAUACUAAUCGUGAGCGCCGGCGACACUCGCCACUUGCUACAAACGUUGGCCAAACGGUACGAACAUUCGUACAAAAAGAUCAGUAUUUAUAUAUACGAACCGAUCGUCGACAUGUACGCCAGACAUAUCCAACAAAUAGCGUUGGCUCUUGAACCGAUCGAUCGGAUUAGCUUAUCGUACAAGGUAUUCAAUUAUUUGCACAUCCCUCAAAUAUUAGGGAUUUUUGAUAAAAAAAAAAAAUUUAAAACAAUUUUUCAGGUACGUACUUGGAUGGAGCUUUAUGGUAAUACUCUUGUAAAGCCGAAUACAAACAGUUAUCUAAUCAAAAAAUCAGCCCAACUUAUAGAUAUCAUUACUGACGAAACAGCUAGACAGCACUGUUUACCCAUUGUACAAUUAGAUGCACUUAAAUACAAAGAAAGGGAUACUAUUGAAACCAUAUUUAAAUAUUGGAAAAAUAACAAUGGUUUCAACAUAACAACAAUGUGGGAUAAGAGGGUACGAAACUAUUUGGGCACAAGGUAUGAUCACCGAAACAAUGUGUUUGAUUGGGAUUUACAUAUGACUCUUCAUUAUAUCGAUGGAGGUAACAGAAUCACAAAUCGAGAGUACACUUAUUGGCGAGAUACUGGUGUAGCUUACACAUUCUUAGAGACAGAUUGUACUGAACCUAAUUAUACAUUUGCUUUAGCCCUAUUGAAAGAUGGGGACAAAAUAACUGCGAUGGACUAUUUUGGAGACAUUAUAAAUGGUCCUUUUCCAUCUUUUGGCUUAGACUGUGAAGACGAUGAUAUGUUAAAGAUGGGAAACAUGCAACCACUAAAACGUUCAGUGGACCUGACUGAGAGAAAUUUAACAAGAAUGUUCUAUGAAAUAGAAAACCAAAAGCCUUACAAGCACAAAGGUAAAACUGACAAUCUUGGAGUAAUUAUAACUGAACUGCCGAAUGUGAAAAUCCAAAAAGUACAAACUCUAUCACCUCAAGUUAAAGUUAUGUCUGAACAUUACCCUAGUAUUAAUGUUAGCGAUGUGGAUAUCCACUUUAUUCCUCGCACAGCUAUGACAGAUUAUCCUACAUUUGAUAGAUAUAAACAUUUUUUUGAUAUAAUGUAUUGUGGUCAUAUGUAUCUUGAAAAAAUGAACUUUCAUAUAACAUCUAUGAUUAAAGACGGAGGCAUAGUUUUAAUGGAAACUCGAAAAUUUAUUGUGAACUAUAAACAAAAGCAACACGAUGAAUUCAAACAGAAAUUAAUAGAUUUAAUGAAAAACUGUAAAUGUGUGUCGUCAACAGAAAAUAUUGAUGUAAUUAAGAAUGCUGUAAUUAAAUUUAAUAAACAGCAUUGAGUUAUAAUAAUAGUAUUUUAUUUGUAACAAUUAAUAAGCUGACAUUAAUUUCUGAAUCUAUAAUCCAUAAUAUAGUAAGAUAAAAUACUUUGUUACCAGAAUUUUGGUUUAUAUUUAAUUUUCAAAGCUUGAA
Molecule: messenger RNA, 1681 nt
Organism: Acyrthosiphon pisum (pea aphid)
Lineage: Eukaryota; Metazoa; Arthropoda; Insecta; Hemiptera; Aphididae
Gene: Dnaaf3
Product: Dynein axonemal assembly factor 3
Exons: 2
Coding region: 136-1548 (470 amino acids)
Biological process (GO): motile cilium assembly; axonemal dynein complex assembly
Source: RefSeq, a predicted model, not a curated record